Molecule: messenger RNA, 1617 nt
Organism: Gigantopelta aegis
Lineage: Eukaryota; Metazoa; Mollusca; Gastropoda; Neomphalida; Peltospiridae
Product: dehydrogenase/reductase SDR family member 7B-like
Exons: 7
Coding region: 179-1123 (314 amino acids)
Cellular component (GO): membrane
Source: RefSeq, a predicted model, not a curated record
UCACAGCACAAAUAUCGUGUUGCACGUGCAAAUGUGAAUGCUAAUGACAACUAAAAUAUGCAUUAGUGCAUUGCUGAAAUGCACACAUUUUUCCUUAGAGUAUGAAACUUUAGAAAAAGUAAACAAAAUGACGUCAUGAAUAAUGUCAUUUUAUCUUUAAUUUAAAGACCUGUGAAAGAUGGUUGGUGGAUCAUGGAUUUUGCUUGCCUAUGUGGCCGGAAUAUCUUUGUGUUUUUUGUGUCUCGUGUACAUGCUGUCUCUAUUUCUGGAGCACUGGAGGAGAAAGACUAUCAAAGAUAAAAUUGUCCUCAUCACAGGUGCAACAUCAGGACUUGGGAGAGCAUGUGCGGAGGUGUUUUAUAAGGCAGGGUGCCAUGUAAUUUUGUCUGGAAGAAGCACAUCAAAGCUAGAAGAAACGAGAACUGCCUUACAAGAGAAUGCAGUGGGUGGUGGCAAACAUGAACUACAUAUGGUUACCAUGGAUUUAGAAGAUCUAGCAUCAUUACAAGAAAAGUGUCAAGAAGCCGUCUCAAUAUUUGGUGAAAUAGACAUUCUCAUCAACAAUGCAGGUGUCAGUUUCCGCGGACAGAUAGAGAACACCUCACUGGAGGUAGAUCAGAAAGUAAUGCUUGUCAACUACUUCGGCCAUGUUGCUCUCACUAAAGCAAUCUUGCCAACCAUGCGGAAUCAAGGUCGAGGUCAUAUUGUGGGUAUAAGCAGUAUUCAAGGGAAAAUCUCCAUACCGUACAGAUCGGCAUACUCCGCUUCCAAGCAUGCCUUCCAGGCAUUUUUUGACUGUCUGCGUGCAGAGGUGGCUGACAGGAAUAUUGCUGUGACUGUGAUUAGCCCUGGUUAUGUAAAGACCAAUCUCUCUGUGAAUGCAGUGUGUGAGGAUGGGUCGAAAUACGGUGUUACAGACAAGACGACCGCGGCUGGAAUGAGUCCCGAAUACGUGGCCAUGCAGGUUUUGAACAGUGUCAUUAUGGGAAGAAAAGAUGUAAUUCUGGCCUCCUUCGUUCCACGAAUUGCAGUGUUCAUCAGGACUCUUCUACCUGGACUAUUUUUCAAGCUAAUGGCAUCGCGAGCGGAAAAACAAAAACAUGAUUUCAUGAAAAACAAAUGAAGUUUUGCUAACUCUGCCCUGUUCAGAAUUUAACAUGUGACCACUGCACAAAAUUAUUGAAGCUUCUGAAAUGUUAUUGGUGCUUUUGGUAGCGGAGAUGUUUGGCCAUCAGCUUUUGUGAAAAGAUGUUUGUGUUCUACCAUCAGGUAUCACUGCGGUUUCUGUUAAAAGCACAUAAGGUUAAAACAUAUUUUAAAAUUCCAAGUGAACCAAAGAAAUUAACUUUACUUACAAAAAGAGUGAAUAGGCAGAGUACAGUAUGAAUAAUAUUUAAAAUAAAAAAGUGUCCUUUUUUAAUUAACACAAUUCUGGAGAACAACAUGUAUAACUGUGUCCUAACUGUUUUUGUAUUGCCACUCCACUUAUUUUAGGCUACAUGUACAUGUAGGUACCAAAUAAAGAAGAAGAACACAUUGAUUUAUUAAUAAUCGGCUAUUGGAUGUCAAACAUUUGGUAAUUUUGACAUAUAGUCUUAGAGAGGACAUCCGCUACAU